Molecule: messenger RNA, 750 nt
Organism: Melampsora larici-populina 98AG31
Lineage: Eukaryota; Fungi; Basidiomycota; Pucciniomycetes; Pucciniales; Melampsoraceae
Exons: 4
Coding region: 1-750 (249 amino acids)
Source: RefSeq, a predicted model, not a curated record
AUGCCUCGCGAAGCAAUCGACAAUUUGAUCCAUGAAGGCGAAAAUCCCGACGAAGUUUUCGAUCCGCCCUACCUGCUCACCGACGGUAACGACGCUCCAGCGCGGCAUCCCACUCUUGAGCGCCUCUGGCGCCAAGGCACGGAAAGCCGUCGCUUGAUGGAAGAAAGCCAAUCUUUCACCAUCGCCGUCGCUUUCAAGAUUCACACCAACGAUACUGUUGAUGUGAUGCCCGGAAUGGCCAAAGCUCAAUCUCCUUCGAAGGUCACCGCCGGCAAAAAGAAACCACCGCCAGCUCCUACAGGCGCCAUCAUUGAUUCGACCGAUUUCAAAGACGGGCGCCUCUUAGACUUCAAAGUCUUCUUGUAUGGCAAGUCUUUGAACAAAUUCAAAGACUUGAUCGGCGAUGUUUGUGACGAGUAUUUUCCAGGAAUCAAGAAAGUGGUUCUUGAAAGUGCGUUAGCACCACUGUUGACGUGGAAUGCGAGUGUUGGUUCCAAAAAAACCAAAUUGGUAGAUUACAAAAGUUAUCAAGAGUUGGUUAACAAUUUGGACAAAAGUCGUACCUCAAAAGGUACAAUCAACAUAGUACUUCCAAAAGCGCAAGUCAAAGAAAAACGGAAUGCUCAGGCCAUCGGGGCAAUGGGGUAUAUCAAAGGGACCGCUGGACCUACUUCAAUCGAAGCUGAACUGGCCGCUUCCAAGGAGGAAACAGCUUCGGCCAAAGAGGAAACGAAGCGGCCAAAGAGUUAG